AUGAGCACUCGACAAGAGUAUGGGCAGCAGUCUCACGAAACAGCCUUACAGACUACGACGACGGGCCGAGUCUAUCCUGCGCCGUCUGCAGGCAGUAGCGGACAGGAUGAGGAUGGCCAUAUACUUGUACAUUUUAACGGCCACUUCAACGGUCAAUUCAACGGCGCAUUUGUACUUCCCAACAACAUGCAGCAACAAGCGCCCGCCGAAAGCGACGCACAGAUAGCCGCACGGAGAGCCAUGGCGAAACGCAACUCUCGCUCAUUCGCUGCGAGAAUAACACGGAAUCGAUCACGGAAGAUGGAGUUCGCUCGAACGGCGAAACCCGGUAUCACAGUCGACACCAGCUUCGCACGACACCGAGGCAAUGUACCGCAUCAGGUAUAUCCACAGGAUAACGAGAGGCGAAGCGGUGGGUCGAUCAGGAAGCAGGGCUGGUUUGGCCUGGGGAGAUCCGACACGAAGAACAAGGGCCUAGGAAUAGUAAAGGGAAUGACACCACAACCUGGACGUUCUUCGGAGGACCGGGAAAGGUCAAAUAAAGAACCGAAAACGGCAGACUCCCUGACUGCAGGAAGUAAAUCCUGGCAAGAGAUUUCGCCGUGGGACCGACCUAUUCCCAUUGGCAUCACAGUACCUUCGGACAGUGUCACCGACUUCAGCCCGUAUCAAGCAGCACGAGCGCGAUCAGACAGCGAUGCCACCCUUGCUACCCCAAACAUCAUCGUCACUCCAGCUGCAGCUAUGAAAUCUGUGUGGUCACCCGAUACCGCGUCAGACUACACGGCGUCCAGUGCAUACUCACGAGCCACUCACAUGCCGCCAUGGGCUUCAGAUGUACCGCCCGUCCCGACACUUCCUGCCGAUGUACACAAUAUGCAUGUGCAGAAAGCCGGCAUCGAAGUACAGCGGGACUGGAAUUUCAAUUACCCUAACCGGGCAAGGGGUGACACGCUGGAAUCCAGUGACACGGCGUUCGAGGAAGAGCAGGACGACAUCCGAAAAGACCGCAUCAUGUCGACAGGAACAGUAUUUGAGGAAGACGAUACGCCAUUGCACGAGAAGAAGCUGAAGACUCUGUCUGUUGACACAUCGAUGGUUCCUACGCCACGGAGGUCUCAAGGCUGGUGGAAUGUCAUCACAACACCCUUUGUCAUGUCGCGCACGAACUCUGUAUGGACCCAGGGCGGACGAAACGGCGAGAAAACACCCGACAUACCCAUGGUGCCGGCCGGAUUUGGGACUUACCGGAACUCGCCUUCACCAUCUACAUACAUCUGGUCCGCAACCGACAGGAGCCCUUCUGCUCUCGGCGAGUCUCCCAUGUAUCCAGCUCAAGCGAAGUUCCUAGCCCCGACCACAGCGGAAUCGGCCUCUCCGCCAGUCGGCACCAUCGCAAACGCAGGACUGGCAGUUGGACUGUCACCUCAUCCUCAACAGCCACAGCCACAGCCACAACUACAGCCAAUCAAUGUAAAUAUUGCAUUCCAUGACGGACGAGUGUUGGCCAACAGUCACUCUCACCCUUCCGGCACGUCUGCGCAGACCCAGCCAGGACAUGUCAUCGUGGCACCGCUGCCUGCGUACGCCAACAGCACUACAUCAAGAAGCAAUACACCUCCCCAAGCCGCUCCAUUCUUCUUUCCGCCGCCGCCAAAUGCUUCCUCCAAAGAUAAGCAGUUCAGCUUUGGAAACUUCAGCAGAGCCAGUAGCCCAGGAAACUCGGUGCACGAAGCUAAGCAACGGCAGGCAAAGCAGCAUCGCAAGAUGAAUAAGUUCUUGUCAAAGCUUGCACUUUGCGGCCGCAAAAAGGACGAUAAGAAAAAUGAAAAGAAAAAGAAACGGUCACGCCGGUGUAUGGUUUGCUGCUGCUGCCUGAUCCUUUUGAUCUUGCUUGCUGUCCUCAUUCCAAUAAUCGUCAUCUUCACGAGGAAACACAACAACUCUACCACUCCUAUCGCAGGGACCCCAGACACAAACUCGGACGGCCCAUCCCAAUGGCUCAACAACACUGGCUAUCCACCUAUGAAGACCGGGCUUCUAACGAUCGCACAGCCUGAAGCCGUGGAGGAGCAGAGCGGCUGCGUCGCCCCGACCACACUGUGGAGCUGUGCGCUUCCUAAGGAGCAGCAAAAAGACAUUCAACCUAACAAGCCCGACCAGCCCAACUUCAAAGUCGAGAUCACCUUCCAGAACGGCACAGCGGCAGACCUAUCGAAACCCACCCGCCGAGCAGCAAAUCCCGUCUCAGCAGGCGCGUUCAUGCGUUCCCUUCUCCGCCGCGCCACGCCCUCUCCGUCUCCCGCUCCUCCGUCUACUGAUGACAUGAAAUUUCUCGGCCAAACCACCGACGGGGUCUCUGCCCCCUUCGAAGGCGAAACCACACCUUUCUUCAUGACGUUCCAGGACCCAUCCGCCUCUACUUCUUCUUCUGCACCCCGUUCUGCCAAGCGCGCCGACGACCCCACGAACAUCACCCUCGUCAUCCCCCCUCCCUCCCUAAACUCCGACGGCACCGCAGCAGCCGCAAACUUGCUCCCCCUCCCAUCCGCACAACCCCUUCGCCUCUUCAACCGCGGCAAGUCAGACGAACACUACGGCUUCUACACGUACUUCGACCGCUCAAUCUUCCUGAAAGACAUCAGCUCCUCUACAGGCCGGGGCGGCAACCCCGCAGACACGAACGGCGGUUCUACGCGCGAUGCAGCGACGCUACGCUGCACCUUCACGCAGACACGCUUCCUGGUGCAAAUCUGGACGCGAUCGAACCAGCCACUCCUGAACCCUCCGCAGAAUACGACUGACAACGCGUUCAAGCGGCCUGGCACAUUCCCGUACCCCGUAACCUUCACGCUGGACCGGCACGGCGGGGAUGUCACCAAGAAGAACCUCUUCUGCUACAAGAUGGAAAAGGACGGUACGAUUGUGAACAAGGAUGCGAAUAAGUUUUUCCAGUUUGAGGAUCGCGGGUUUGGUGGGAAUCUGGUUAACGGGACGCAGGGGAGGCCGAAUGCGAAGGGGCCUAUUGAUGGAGGGUCGGGCGGAUGUGGGUGUAAGUGGCAGAAUUGGGUGGAUUGA
Paraphaeosphaeria sporulosa is the source of this 3078-nucleotide messenger RNA. RefSeq lists its product as uncharacterized. NCBI's taxonomy places the organism in Eukaryota, Fungi, Ascomycota, Dothideomycetes, Pleosporales, Didymosphaeriaceae. The record is from RefSeq and is a predicted model, not a curated record. The transcript has 2 exons. The coding region runs from base 1 to 3078 and encodes 1025 amino acids.